Messenger RNA from Uloborus diversus, 706 nucleotides. RefSeq lists its product as uncharacterized. NCBI's taxonomy places the organism in Eukaryota, Metazoa, Arthropoda, Arachnida, Araneae, Uloboridae. The record is from RefSeq and is a predicted model, not a curated record. The transcript is spliced from 2 exons. Bases 33 to 644 code for a protein of 203 amino acids.
UCAUUUGUGCUCUACCAACUUUGCUGGUACUUAUGCUUUGUAUAAUAUAUUCUCAGAUUUUUUUUGCUGCUUUUACAGUAGGCAGCGGAUAUGAACGCAAAAGUUACUCAGAUAAUUGGUUGCAUGAUUCAUACCUUAAUCCAGAAACAGAAAAUUACCAGAUGGAUCCACGUAUAAAGGAAGACUUCAACGCCUUAUAUGACUACCAUGGUUAUCUUCGGCUCAACAAAAAUCCGAACAUCGAAGAUAUUUUUUAUGAAGAUGACGGCAGACAGUUUCAUGGCCACUUGAAAAAAUCCGAUUCCAGGCCCAAAUAUGAUCCUGGAUGGAAGUUCAUAGGUUUAGGGAAACGACCUCACCGGAAAGAUCGAAUUUAUUCUUACAGCAUUGAUUCUACAGGCAGUGAUAUAAAUCCCCUAUUAGGUAUAUCGACUUUAGUAAACUUGGAAUUCUUUAAUGCAAUUAAGGAUGGGAUUGCAGACGCAAAAGAAGCUAUCAAAAAAGAAGAUGCAAUGCGUAGGUAUAGUAGCAUAUCUGAUGGCCAUACAGAUGGGUAUAGAAUUGGUAAUAAGCAUACCUUUUUGGGAGGAAGACAAAAACCUAUGUACGAUCCUGGUUGGAUGCUAACUGGACUGGGAAAAUGACGUGAUUUGUAAUGAUUUGUAAUUCUGAAGUAUUUUUUCUGUUGUCUGUUACUUUUGUGCAA